GUCUUCCGACCGCCCGGUCCUCUCCACUGAACUCCAACCCCCGCGCUCUCUAUCAGCAUCUCAUUCCUGUCUCAAUAUGUCUCAAGAUGGCGGCCAAUGCAGGAUCGAUGUUUCAAUAUUGGAAGCGCUUUGACUUACAACAACUACAGAAAGAACUAGACGCUACCGCCACACAGCUUGCCAACAGACAGGACGAGAGCGAACAGUCCAGGAAGAAACUAAUCGACCUGAGCCGCGAGUUCAAGAAGAACACACCAGAGGAUUUACGGAAACAGGUUGCUCCCUUGCUCAAGAGUUUCCAAGGAGAGAUCGAUGCCUUGAGUAAGAGAAGUAAAGAAGCAGAGGCCGCCUUCUUGAACGUGUACAAGAAAAUAAUCGAUGUCCCAGAUCCUGUACCUGUGUUGGAGCUGGCUCAGCAGCUGCAGCUGAAGCUCCAGAGGAUGCACGACAUUGAGACCGAGAACACCAAACUUCGAGAGACACUGGAGGACUACAACAAAGAGUUUGCAGAGGUCAAAAACCAAGAGGUGACCAUUAAGGCCUUGAAGGAGAAGAUCCGUGAGUACGAGCAGUCUCUGAAGAAUCAAGCUGAGAACCUGGCUCAAGAGAAGCAGCUCCAGCUACACAACGACUAUGCAGAGAAGGAGAGGAAACUCCAAGAGAGCCAGGACUCCAUGUCCUCAAGGUUGGAAGAGGCUGAACACAAGGCCCAGUCCCUACAGACAGCACUUGAAACAACUCAGGCAGAGCUCUUUGAUUUGAAGACAAAGUAUGACGAAGAAUCCACAGCAAAGGCCGAUGAGAUUGAGAUGGUGAUGACAGACCUGGAAAGAGCCAAUCAGCGAGCAGAAGCGGCUCAAAGAGAGGCGGAGUCACUCAGAGAGCAGCUGUCCUUGAGUAACCAAUCCCAGCAUCUCAGCAGCCCCGCCAAGGCUGACCCCGACACGGAACAGGCGGCGGAGGUGGCAUCUCACUCAAGUCUGGAGGCGGAGCUCAGGGCCAAAGAAAGGGAGACCGCCCAGCUGGUGGAGGACGUCCAGAGACUGCAGGCCAGCCUGACCAAACUCCGAGAGACCACCAGCUCCCAGAUCACACAGCUGGAGCAGCAACUCAGCAGCAAGACUGCCAUUCUUAAGGAACUAGAGGAGAAACUGCAGAAACAAGCUGACUAUGAGGAGGUGAAGAAGGAGCUGAGUAUCCUCAAGUCUAUGGAAUUUGGAACAUCUGACUCUGUGCAGGACUCAUCCAAACCUCUGGAGGUGCUGUUGCUGGAGAGGAACCGUAGUCUCCAAUCUGAGAGCGCCGCUCUGCGCAUCGCCAACACUGAGCUCAGUGGGUCAGCCGGGCGAAAAGGGACAGAAGAGUCCACAACAAAGGAGGAGACCAUGCCCAGCGAUCCCUCUUCCUCGCCCCCUCCUCCUCCUCCCUCUCUUCCUUCCUCCUCCCAGCUCCCCCUGUCUCGCACUCAUACGGACCCCCUCAACACUGCCACCACCACCAGCAGCGGCGAAACACACCCUUUCACUCCUACAGGCAUUGGACAGGACUUCUACUCCCCUGUGUUCCCUCUGGUGGGUGGUAAGAUGGCUUUGAACUCCCUUAUCCAGCGGCAACUGCUCCAGACCUUCUACUCCAAAGCCUUGCAGGAGUCGUCUGGAAUCCCUAGUGGGGCUCUGCUGUUCACCCCCUUCACUCCAACCCUCAGCUCCAUCCCUACCUCCACCCCUGGCUCUGGGUCUGCUGCCAUCCCUCUGGCGGCCAGCAGCCCCCAGCCACCUCCAGCCAGCCCAGACAUGGCUCCUGUUAAUGGGAGCAGCACCGCUGGCAGCGCGCCAUCCCCGUCACCCAGCCACUCUGAUGCCACCACAGGGAGUGUUUUGGAUGGGGAGGACAUGGACACAGCAGAGAUAGCCCGACAGGUGAAAGAGCAGCUGAUCAAGCACAACAUUGGUCAGCGUGUGUUUGGCCACUAUGUGUUGGGAUUGUCCCAGGGUUCGGUCAGUGAGAUUCUGGCCAGACCAAAGCCGUGGAACAAGCUAACCAUCCGGGGGAAGGAGCCCUUCCACAAGAUGAGGCAGUUCCUCGCUGAUGAGCAGAACAUCCUUGCACUGCGCAGCAUCCAGGGACGGCAGAGAGAGGGCUCAGGCCAGCCCCAGCUUAGCCGAGUGUUUCAGGAUGUUCCGAAGCGGAGAGCCCUCUCCGAUACAGCUUCACACACAGGUAACAUUACUGCCCGCGUCCGCACCCCAGAGGCAGGUUCAGAUGAGGCUAUCAAGUCCAUUCUGGAGCAGGCGAAAAGAGAGCUGCAGGUGCAGAAAGCUGACUUGUCCCAUGCUCAACCCUCAUAUGCAGGACUGAAAGGAGGGGGCGGAGGUGGAGUAGGAGGUGGAGGGGGCAGUGGAUCAGACGAGGCCAUACGCUCCAUCCUAGAGCAAGCUCGCAGAGAGAUGGAGGCCCAGCAGGCUGCACUGGAGCCCAUCCUCAAGGCCUCGUCUUCCUCCUCCUCAGCAUCACUAUCUCAGAGGGACCUCCUGAACUCUCCACUCACCGCCCCCCUACCCCCUUACAACCCCUUGGCACUCUCCCUCAAGAAGCCUACCAACUCCCUCUUGUCCUCGCCCUCAUCCCCAUCUCCAGUCCUGGACUUCAGCUCCAGUGUGAAGAGAGAGGGCAGGGCUUCUUCAGGGAUUGACAUGUCUGCUGAUGGAGCUCUCAGGCUGGGUCGGAGCUCUGAAGGUUCAGCCCGCUCUGGAAGCUCUGGGGGAGUGGGUUACUGGAGAGAGCAGUGGUGGAGCAACAUGCAUACAGACCCCCGCCGAACCAUAUCCAGCCAGACAGGAGAGGAGAACCACACCCAUGAGGACUCCAAAGAGGGAAUAUUGAGUGACAGUCUGUCUCGACAUAAACCGUGGAACAAGUUGAACCAGAGGAGCAGAGAGCCAUACCUCCGCAUGCAGCCGUGGCUCAAUGGAGACCAGGGGCAAAACACACACAUCCAGCAAGUUCAGAACCAAGCAGAGGGUACUCCCAAGACAUCAGCGAGCUGCAGCCCUGCUCCAGAGUCGCCCCUCAGUUCAGCCGAAGAGUCUGUCAACGGUCUUGCUGGGGAUCCACUCACUUCACAGUCGUCCAGUCUCAAACCUCCAUCUGAGGAUCCCUCAGGUGGAGAGUCUCAGCCAGGCACCCCGCUGCCUCUACCUGGUCACUCGGGUCUCAGCAUCCAGGAAAUGGUCGCAAUGUCUCCUGAGCUUGAUACCUAUGCCAUCACCAAGAAGGUUAAGGAGGUGCUGACUGAUAAUAACCUUGGCCAGCGUCUGUUUGGGGAGACUAUCCUGGGUCUAACUCAGGGUUCUGUCUCAGACCUGCUGGCCAGGCCCAAACCCUGGCACAAGCUCAGCCUGAAGGGCAGGGAGCCCUUUGUCCGCAUGCAGCUCUGGCUCCAGGACCCACAUAGUGUGGAGAAACUCAUGGACAUGAAACGCCUGGAGAAAAAAGCCUAUAUGAAGAGGCGGCUGAGCUCCUUGAGUGAUAGCCAUUCUGUGGACGGGGGCUUGGUGGGGACAGACUACGUGCAGGGCUCCCAGAGCCCGGGACAGCAGCAGCUGAAGAAGCCCAGGGUGGUGUUAGGCCCUGAAGAGAAGGAGGCCCUGAAAAAGGCUUACCAGCAGAAACCCUAUCCCUCCCCCAAAACCAUUGAGGAGCUGGCCUCCCAGCUCAACCUGAAGACCAGUACUGUCAUCAACUGGUUCCAUAAUUACAGGUCACGUAUCCGGCGAGAGCUUUUCAUAGAGGAGAUCCAGGCAGCUGGAGGGGUAGGGCCUGGCAGUGAGGGGGGAUCUCCUUCCCUCCGUGGGUCCAAAUCAGGAGAGGGGGACAGCUGUGAUGGGACAGAGUCUGAGGGCACAGUGGAGACACGCCAGGGACUGGGCAUUGGCCUGGAGGAUCACAGAGGAGCAUGCAAAGACCACGACAUGGAGGCUGAGUCUGAGGCAGGGGGCUCUAAUAACUCCCCUGCUCAGAUAGACUGCACCACCUCAGGCUUGGCCGGGCCGGGCUCCAGCUGUGGACAGGGUGGACUGGGGCUCUUCAGCCUCACAGAGGCAUCCUCCAGUAGCCAUGCCUCUAGUACUAACAUCCCAGCCUCUGGCCCUGCUAGAAACCCCAGGGACAACAAUCUGCGCAAGAAGAAAGCAGCCAAUCUCAAUAACAUCAUCCACAGGCUGGAGAAGGCUGCCAGCAAAGAGGAUCCCUCAGAGUGGGAGUUCUAGCUCCCCCUGACCAUCCUUCAUCCCUCUCGUUUCAUAACCUCACGACCUCUAACCUUGGACCCCUCCUGCUCUGUUCCAGUCGGAGAGUGGACACAGCCAAAGUCAAGCUCAGCAGCCAUUUUUAUUACAUAGAAGCUUUCCGAAAAGAGGAAAGAAACAAAGAGUGGUUGGCAAAACCCUUAAAAAGAAGAUUUACUGAAUACCUAGAAGAACAAAAUAAGAGAACUUAAGUGUCUCUCCUUUUUUUUUUUUUUUUUUUUUAAACUGAGUUUUGUUUUUGUACUGAGAAAAGCACUUAGCCGUCCUGCUGGCCUCCGGCCCUGCUGUACCUCCCCCUAUCACCAGCCACUGGUGCACCAGACUGGUUAGUCCUGAGCUGGGGUCUGACCCGCAGCUGGGGUUGAAACCUGGACUCAGUAACACAGGCAAGGCCUGACACAGCAGCUGUCACAGUGAUAGACACUGAUAGAUGAUAGAUAGAGACAGGAACUCUCUUACAAGAACUCUCACUUUCUUAAAGGAGAUUUUUUCCGCUCUUCUUCUCACCUCCCAAGUGUCCACAAACCUCCCCUCACUCAGUGAGACGCCUCAUUUUUCACACUGUAGAGUGACUGUUACAAGCCCUUUGCCUUUUUCACUCACUGCGUGUGUGUGCGUGUUUGUAUGUUAGGGGUUGUGUCAGUGUGCACCUGUGUGUGUGUGUGUG
Xiphias gladius (swordfish) is the source of this 4974-nucleotide messenger RNA. RefSeq names its product cut-like homeobox 1b (gene cux1b). The transcript is spliced from 23 exons. Lineage: Eukaryota; Metazoa; Chordata; Actinopteri; Istiophoriformes; Xiphiidae. The coding region runs from base 87 to 4268 and encodes 1393 amino acids. The record is from RefSeq and is a predicted model, not a curated record. Gene Ontology annotation, cellular component: Golgi membrane. Gene Ontology annotation, molecular function: DNA-binding transcription factor activity, RNA polymerase II-specific; DNA binding. Gene Ontology annotation, biological process: regulation of DNA-templated transcription; intra-Golgi vesicle-mediated transport.